AUGGUUUAUCGCGGGUUUGGAUUGGAGCAGGUUUCGCCUCCUAGCAAUAAGCCCUUCAAUGAAAUGACACCUGAGGAGCAAGGCGAAAAAGGCGCCCAGAUGAUGGUUAAUUUCAUGACGUCUUGUCCGGGGAAAUCAGCCAUUAGUGGUGUGACAGGUUUUGCCUUGGGUGGUGUUUUUGGCCUUUUCAUGGCUUCAAUGGCCUACGACACGCCUCUGCACACUCCUACAGUGCCGGGAUCGUCUCAGCUACCCAACGCCAUUCAACAUAUAUCCGAUCUUCCUUUCAAGCAACAAGUGAAAUUACAAUUUGCAGAUAUGGGUAAGAGAGCUUAUUCAAGUGCCAAAAACUUUGGGUAUAUUGGUAUGAUUUAUUCAGGUGUGGAGUGCGCAGUGGAAUCUCUACGUGCCAAGAACGAUAUUUACAAUGGAGUCGCCGCUGGUUGUCUUACCGGUGGUGGCCUGGCCUACAAGAGUGGCCCUUCUGCAGCGUUUGUGGGCUGCGCCGGUUUCGCAGCUUUUUCAACCGCCAUCGAUUUGUACAUGCGCCAGGAAAAUGGUGCCCCACCGAAAAACGAUUUUGAUGAAUAG
Molecule: messenger RNA, 591 nt
Organism: Lachancea nothofagi CBS 11611
Lineage: Eukaryota; Fungi; Ascomycota; Saccharomycetes; Saccharomycetales; Saccharomycetaceae
Source: the annotation of a GenBank genome assembly